UUCUCUGUCUCUCAUUCUCCCUCUCUCCUAUUCUGAGUUCCUCUCGAGAUCUCUGUGCGCUUCAUCGACGAUGUAAACAGACUGAUAUUUUUUGGAGAAAAUCUUCACCUUUCUACUCCAAAUUACUUUUCUGUACAUUUGUCUGCUGUUAUUUCUUCAACUACAGCCGUGCGUGCACGAAAAUGACGCACCUAUAGGUGAAAUACGCGCGCAUCAACAACCAGCAUUUCUUCGAUGACACUGUCGUUGAUUGGUAACGAUUCCUGGGAUAACAGUUGGACAUAUCGAAAGAAAGUGGUAUCAGUGCGAGCAAAGCAUAAUCCUAUGCAAUUGUUAAACGAUGGAGUCAUUGCUAGAAACUACCAAAUAAACAUGGAAGCGCUAUUCAAAAAUCCGACAGUUUUACAUUCAGCAUAUUAAGGAUAUGCUUUACAUGAACACGGAGGGAAUAAUUCAAUGAACAAAAUUAUAAGGAAUGAUAUUCUAUUUGAAUCUAUUGGAUGUCAGAUAAGCUAAAAAAUGUCUGGUGAUUCAGGAUGGAGUGCUGUUAUUCACCAUCCUUCGGAACUAGAAUUACAGAAUUGGAAUUGGGAAGAAAACGAUGGGGAGCAAGAAAGGGAGCUUCCUUCAACUGUUGAUAUGGAUGCCAUAAAAGGUGGUGGUAGCUGGGACCCAACCACUGAACCUAAUGGAACAGAUUCGGUUGAUUCCGAAGAAGACUCUGAUUCCGACGAGGAAAGUUCUGGUGGUACAGAAGGUAGUUGUUCUUACUCGGAUUCGAAUUCAGACUCGGACGACGAAAGUAGUGGCGACGAGGAAGAAGAUACAGGUUCCAAUUCGGAUUGUACAUCGGAACAUAGCGAACAAACAUUUUCUAUUCAGGAAACAAAUUUUGAAUCGGGAGCGCUUAAAUUGAAGAUCACUAUGAAAGGACCAAAAAAGGAAGAUUUGGAAAAAGUAAAAUGUGAAAAAAACAGAAGAAACGUGCCGAAAAAAGCUAAAACUAAUCGAGGGGGAAAGUCAUCUGAAUGCAGUAGCGACGAUUCUGACUCGUCGGAAAGCCGAUUACCUUCACAACAACAACAACAACAGCAACAACAACAACAGCAGCAGCAGCAACCGCAACAAACACAACAGGCACAACAGUCUCAGCAGCAACAACAGCCACAGCAGCAUCCGCCACUUCAGGAAAUCAAUCAGGAAGAUUUAGCAGCUAUUUUACCGGAUCAGGAGCACGAGGACGCUCCGUUUGAUGGAUUUGAAGAUUCGGAAAGCGGUCGGUUAGUAUCGAAAGCUAUCGAGCGGAUGUCACUCGGAGCAGAUUCAGAUACGAGUGAAAAUGGUGAUCAGAACCCUGUACCUGUGUAUAGUUCCACCUUAUUGCAACAAUUUGUUGAAAAAACGGCUCUGUUAUCGGAGCCAAGAAAAAGGCGAAGUAAGUUAGGUAAAAAAGUAAACGAUUCAGAGUAUCCUUGUGUUUCGAAUGUAUCUCCGGACUCAGGAAUUCAGUCGGUGGAUAACAGUCCAUUGCAUUCGGCAAUUAGUCCUGUAAGUCCUCCGGCGCCGACACAAUCCCCAGUGCAACCAGUUGUUACGAAACCAGCGGUAAAUGUAGAUCGUGUUUUGUAUCCACCUAAACGAAAACCUGGUAGACCGGCAAAAACAGUUUCCACGCAGCCCCGUGGACCAGGUAGGCCAAGGUUGAAACCAGAAAUCGUUGAAAAGAUAGAAAAAAUAGAAAAAACAGAGAAAACUGGGAAGAACGAGAAGAUCGAAAAGAAAGAGACUGCUCCACAACCGAUAAAAAACAUGAAGGAAGAACCUACUAAAAAGGGGAAAACGAAGUCGGCGCCGCAAAAGACCGCUGCAUCUCGCACGAAUAAGAGUGAAGAAAAUGAAGCGACUAAAAAAUCGAAAGAGAAACCAGCUUGUCAAAAGAAACGGAGCUGUAACGUGCCCAAACAAUGUACGAAAGGAAAGGUAACUGGAAAAAGAAAUAAUGCAAGUUCCCCAGCGCGUGUCAAGUGCCUAAGCAGAACUGUUACAAGUAAGUAUGGAAAAGAAGGAGUUCAAUGCAACGGUGGAACGUGUAAGAAAAUGAAGAAAGAGAAACCUGGAACAGGGAACAAGACAACUCCGUUACGGCGACAGAAACAAUCGACUGGCGAUCGAAUCUCAAAUGAUAAGAAAGUAGUCAACUCAAGCAAAAGAAGUUUGAAAGAGAAUAGAAGUAAUACCGCUUCUACAGCUAAUAAGAGGCAAGCAUUGUUAAAGAAAAACGUCGCGCCAGUUACGCGACGUGUAUUGAAAGAAAACAAAAGUACUAAAAAGGCAGGAACUGGAUUUGAAACUAGCGGCGUUGGCGUUCAGACUUUAAUAUCUUUACCUGUUGGCGAGGUGUUGAAGUCCGAAAAAGUUGAAAAUGUAACAAAUAAAUGUGACAAGGCAACACAGCCUAUACACAACCAUUGCCACAAACAUCAUCAUCACAAGCAUCGAAGACGAUUAGUUUUGCCACCUAAAAAUCCUAUACGCAUCCAUCCAUGUCUCAUACAAGAGUUAGAGAAGUUGAUCGAGGAAUUUUCCAGAUUGUGCAGUUUAGGUAGGAACAAUUCAAAUUCCGGAUAUUCCGAAUUACCCCAAAUCUUUCGUGUAAAGAAGUUAACAAAAAAGCGGAAAGGAGGCGAUGUUACCACAAACGAUGAUCAGAAAUUAAAAAGACGUCUCAAGAAGGAGAAAAUUCUGUCAGGUACAGAUUCGAAGAAUAGUAUGAACUCUAAUCCAAACGAGCAAAGGUUACCAUUAAAGAAGAGACAUUAUCACGUGUCGAGCCCUCACAGUUCACAAAGUUCGAACGCGAGUGGCGCUGACAUGGCUGUUAACGAAGCAAACUCUACAGAGAGUCACAUAGAAGAAGCAAUAGAAGCUACAAUAACGAGAUACGGUGGCAGCUCUGCAUUUUCCUUCCAAGAAGAUUCUGUACCUGUUACUCCUAAGAAACGGCACAGGGAUACGGAAGCUGGUAGUCCCGACAAGUCAAGUGCAGCAUCUUCCGAUUUGUUCGAGGAAAAACCUUUGAGUCAAAUAGAAGUACAACCACGACGUAAAAAGAAAAUUGUCAAAGAUCUUCGUGUGACAGUUACAAAAUUACCCGCCGAGAGUCAAGGUGCUUCAGAAAAAGGGGAGAAAAUGGACAAAGCUGAGAAAUCUGAAAAAUAUUCCAGCGAUACCAGAAGCUUAAAAAGUCGUGCAGAGAAAGGUAGUAGGGGUGAAAAAGUAGGUGCAGAUAGAUUGAUAAAAUACGACAAGAAUCAAAUGGAUAAGGUUGAGAAAAGAGACAUUUCACCAGAUCAUGUACGCUUAGAAAAAAAUAUAAAAAUUGAUGCGGCAGAAUUUAAUGCGAUGGAGAGUUUCGAUGAAAAUGAAGGUACGAAUGAAACUAAACCAACCCAAAAUAGUCUUCAUUCAAAUGUUUCAAAUCCCAUAAAUUCUUCUACUGUCUUAGUUUUGACCAAAAAGAAAAACUAUCGACGGAGGAAAAAUAUCAAUCGUACAGGCUUUCCGACGUUAAAAAAGAGAAAGAAAAGAUCCUUGAAUACAAACGAUAUAUCGACGGACACGACGAAGACUAUAUCGUUAAGUAACGAAGACGGUCCGAACGUUAGUGCUAAUGGUAAUUCGGUGAAAGAAGGAACGGAAGAUUCAGUAGUAGAUAGUAAAACGAGCGUGUUAAACAAUACCAACAUACAAGAUAUUUUUGCCGAAGGACUUUCAACUAAACACAAUAGUAAUGUUGCGCAAAGUCGAGCUCAAUCAAAAACUGAUCUGAAUGCGAGACAGGAGGGCUCAAAUUUACCAAAAUCAGAAGCGAAUGGUCACAUUCGUUCUGACCAAUUUUCUGAACCUCGUUCGGGUCAGUUGAGAGUUCGCAAGGAUCUUGUAGAAACUGAUAAUGAUAAUGCAUCAAACAAACUAUGUCCUGUUAAAUUUGAGAAGAUUCAAGAUUCGAGACUCUACGAUGAAAAUGCACCUUUAGAGGGGACUCUCGAGAGAUUCAGUUCGAAUCAACGCGUUGUCGAUGUAAAUGAAGAAAAUGUGAAAAAACUUGAACGUGCAAGCUCCCAUACAAACAUCAAGACGGAACAUUCAGGCUCAUUUAAUGGUAAUCAAAGAAAGCGAAGAGGUUCUUCAAGCCCUUGUAAUUUAACUCCUAGAAAUAUAAAACGUCUACGUAGUUCAGGCUAUGAUACGGAGAACGACAUCUUGCCUAAUAGCGAUAUACUUAGCGACGACCAUGAGGUAGGAAAGCACUCAAACUCGACGCAUACUAGAAAGAAACAAUCGCGGUGGAAGAAACGUUAUUUACAGGGAGGCAUUCUACAGGAGUAUGGCAAAGAUUUUGAGGGAAAAACGCGCGGUAGCAUCGAGAAUAGCAAUGCUAUCGGAAGGAAUAAGGUUGUAUGUGAAACUAAUGAAUCUGCGUCCGCUGCAUUGUUAUCCGCCACGUAUCAGUGUGGCAAGCUUUUGCGACAAAGAAAAAUGCCGUUUCAAUUACCGUACGAUUUAUGGUGGCUGCAUACACAAUCUAGACUCCCUGGCAGAGAAUCAGUUCCAUCGUGGAAUUACAAGAAAAUUCGUACUAACGUGUAUUACGAUGUCAAACCGACUACGCUUUAUGAAGCGCAGGCCUGUGAAUGCAAGCCAGAAAGCGGUUGUGGAGACGAUUGCAUCAAUCGCAUGGUUUUCAGCGAAUGUUCUCCGCAACUUUGUCCCUGUGGUGAUAAAUGUGAGAAUCAAAAGAUUCAGAAACACGAAUGGGCACCAGGUUUACAGAAAUUCAUGACGGAAGAUAAAGGUUGGGGCGUGAGGACUCAACAGUCUAUUAAAUCUGGUGUCUUUAUCCUCGAAUAUGUCGGGGAAGUGGUAUCUGAAAGGGAAUUUAAGUCAAGAAUGGCGACCAGAUACGCCAAUGAUACGCAUCAUUAUUGCUUGCACCUUGACGGAGGUUUGGUAAUUGAUGGUCAUCGUAUGGGUGGCGACGGAAGAUUUGUAAAUCAUUCUUGCGAACCUAAUUGCGAGAUGCAAAAAUGGAGCGUUCAUGGUCUUCCGCGUAUGGCGUUAUUCGCUUCUAGGGACAUUAAGCCGGGGGAAGAGUUGACAUAUGAUUAUAAUUUUGCACUUUUUAAUCCAUCUGAGGGACAGGAGUGUCGAUGCGGUAGUAGCGGUUGUCGAGGAGUGAUCGGUGGAAAGAGCCAAAGGGUUUCGAAGAGUAUUACUUCCAUACCGUCGCAGUUAGAGCCGACAGAGAGACGAUCGGUCGGAAGACCAAGGAAGAACGUAAGAAAAUCUAACACAGUACAGUCUGUGAACUCAAAAGGCAUUUGUAAAUCUCGGAAAGUAGGCGAUUCUAAUUUAAUUAAUGCCCCUAUAUUAAAACCUAUGUCUCAUCAGCAACGAUGCUUUGCACAGCAACAUCAUUGCUUCUUAUUAAGAAAUUUAGAAAAAGUCAGACGGGUUAAGUUACUGGUAAAUCAAGUACAAAUGCAAAAUGGUAAAGUGAAAUGCGGUAACGCAACUAAUGUAAAAGAAAAGAGUUCUGGUGAUACUAAGAUUCAAUCUGAUGCAUUUUUCACGCAAUUAUCUGCUCUGACUAAUACAACUACACGCACUGUGCGUACUCGACGACUAGCUCAAGCACAAGAUGAUCCGGAAGUACAUAAAACUGCAAAAUUAGCUAAGGCGUUGAAAGAUCUAUAUAGUAUCGUGGCAACUGCAAAAGAUGAAAAUGGACAAUUAUUGUGUACACCAUUUAUAACGUUACCUUCGAAGAGAAAGUUGCCCGAUUAUUACGAAAAAAUAGCAGAUCCUAUAGACAUGACAACGAUCGAUCAGUGUAUUGGUACAGGUCAUUACAAAACUGCAGAACAUUUUGAUCAUGAUAUGAUUAAACUUUUUGAUAACAAUGUUAGAUUCUUCGGAAGAACUUCAGAAAUGGGUAUUGCCGCAGCUAGGUUAAGAAAAUUAUAUUUAGGAAGCAAACCCGAUUUCGUGGACGCGAUAACAGAAGCAACGGGUUGCCCACCAUCUCAAGGUUUCUUACCUCCUCGUGGUUCAACCGCGGGUGAGGAAGAUGUCAUUAGAUGUAUUUGCGGCUUACAUAGGGAUGAAGGUUUGAUGAUACAGUGCGAACGCUGCCUUGUAUGGCAACAUUGCGAUUGCGUUAAAGCUGAUACAAGUAUAGAAUCUUAUUUAUGUGAGAGAUGUCACCCUCGUCCCGUGGACCUGGAAAUUCCAUUAGAAGGUGACGAGGAAGAAGAAGGCAAAAAACAUUAUGUCACUUUGAUGCGGGGUGAUUUGCAACUUAGGCAGGGAGACACUGUAUACGUAUUACGAGAUACACCUGAAAAACAUACGUACAAAACUAUUCAGAAACCCGAUUACGAACAAAUGGACAUUUUCAGAAUCGAAAGACUUUGGAAAAACGCCGAAGGUGAAAGAUUUGUAUUUGGUCAUCAUUAUUUAAGACCACAUGAAACGUAUCACGAGCCGACUAGAAAGUUUUAUGAGAAUGAAGUCGUCUGUGCGCCACUUUACGAAGCCGUUCCAUGCGAUUUAGUUGCUGAACGCUGUUGGGUUCUUGAUCCUCAUACGUUCUGUAAAGGACGACCGGUUGGUUCUACACCAGAGCAUACUUACGUUUGCGAGUAUCGCGUUGAUCGUGCUGCUCGAUUAUUUACAAAAGUUGCCAGAGCUAGGCAUCAAGUUUGCACGAAGCCUUAUGCAUUCGAAACAUUUCCACAACGCAUUAAACAUUAUCGUACAUAUUUGCCUCAUAGUCUGGAAGGAAUUCAAAUAGGAAGUAAGAUGAAUAAAGAGAAAAAGAAAGCAAAUAAUCAAGAUGUUGAUAAUAAUCAUAAGUCUGAGGCUAAUGAAAAUGCAAAAACGCACACGAAGGAUCAACAAAAAUCUUCUACGAAUAAGGGUAGACGCCGAUCGAAUGAAAUUUUAACUAUUGCUACGCCUGCUACGUCGUAUGCCCAGAGAGAAGAACAAAGAAGAAGAUUGAACAAUAUAUUGAUCGGCCUGCUACAAAAAAUGCCGAAUAAAAAGGAUCCUUUGGACUUGUCGUUUUUACUAGAAAGGAACAGACGAAAUCGUAAAAGGCCAGGUGGAUUAAAUCCGUGACAUUGGAUUAUACAUGAUCGAUAAUAUGGCAUUAUCUAUACGUAUAUGUGUUGUGCGUGUAUGAUACUCGCACAUAACCGAUGCAUGCACGCACAUAUAGGUACUAUAUAGGUAAUAUGUGCCAUUGCUAAUCUCUAUCACAGUUAAAUCUGUAAUCAAAGUGAUCGACCGAUCUAUUGUUUCAUUUUGCUGUACGUAAUCAAUGUCAUCUAAUCUGUUUUAUAAGAAAAACGCUAAUCAAUGCGUUUUCUUCUCCUUCUUACACUAUGACCCGUCCAUUCGUAUAAUUUAAUCUUACAUAUGAAGGCUACUUCUCUCGGACAUUGUAUCGAUCGAGAUCUUUUUAUAUAUUGUUUU
Molecule: messenger RNA, 7542 nt
Organism: Eufriesea mexicana
Lineage: Eukaryota; Metazoa; Arthropoda; Insecta; Hymenoptera; Apidae
Gene: ash1
Product: histone-lysine N-methyltransferase ash1
Exons: 14
Coding region: 520-7185 (2221 amino acids)
Biological process (GO): regulation of DNA-templated transcription
Cellular component (GO): nucleoplasm; nucleus
Molecular function (GO): chromatin binding; DNA binding; protein binding
Source: RefSeq, a predicted model, not a curated record